Molecule: messenger RNA, 678 nt
Organism: Periconia digitata
Lineage: Eukaryota; Fungi; Ascomycota; Dothideomycetes; Pleosporales; Periconiaceae
Source: the annotation of a GenBank genome assembly
AUGCUCCUUAUGAUCAAGGGUCUCGACAUUCUCAAGAUUCCAGCCCAACAAUUGGAAUUGCCGCGGAUCUAUAUACACCUCUUCAUAACGCGGGGAGAACCCUAUUUCAGUCACCCUCCUCGACCGUCGUCCCCGCUUACUUCCCAAACAAAAGAAUCGCCAAUAAGCGCUUUCACGAAACCCAAAAAAAUGUACCACCUUACCCUCCUCGCUCUCAGCGCUCUGAGCGCCAUUGCAUCUUCCGCCCCUGUCGAAGUCCUCGGCUCCAAACACGUCAACUACCUCGCAACCUGUUACCCCGACGAUUGCCCCAUCGGCCUCUGCUACAUCGGCGACUUCAAAAUCCUAGCAGCCGGCUACUUUGCCAACGGGCCUCCAAAGUCCGCAACAGCGUCCCCCACUAGCACCGGAACACUCUCUACUUUCCUCGGCAACACGGCGUGGGAGGGCGAUACGAAGAGUGUGCGCGUCGGCACUGUUGGCACCUUGUCCACGAACAUCCAAAAGGGCGCGAAUUCAUUGAAGCAGAGCGAGUUUGCUGGUGAUGCGAAACUGUCUGGUGGAGAAGAGUUUGUGUGCUUUAGGGAUGGAACGACCAAAUUUAAGAUUACGUAUGAUUUGGAUAGGUAUACGUGUACUGGCGAGUAUUACUGCCCGAGUACGGAUAUUGGAGUGUAA